UACAUUUCAAUGUCUGCAAAAACUAUCAUAUACUUAAAAAAAAACGAAACUCAAGAUAGACAGGCCAGUAUCCUUUCGAAUGUUAUUGAAAUGCCAUGCCUUGCAAAGUAAAUGGCUGUUAGCUAGCACCAGACUCCUUCAAUGUUGCUGUUAUUGCACCAUAAAAAAGUUGCACGUUCCACUGAGCCUCCUUCCGAGGCCACUUACUCGUAUUGGGAUUGGACCACUAAAUUUCUUAAUCCGGCUCUGGCACAGGCUAUAAGCCUCAAAGCAGCCAGAAAAUAGGUGAGAAAAGCAGCAGGUGAAUUUGAGCAGGUAUGUCAUAGGAUAAAGAGGGGGUGCAGUAUACAAACAUUACUGGAUAUCCCAGUUAACACAGAGCAAGUGUGAAAAUAAAAGAUGAAAAAGCAAACCUGUCUGUGGGUUAAGACCAACUGUAUGUUACCACAGCCUAUCUUUCUUGUUCUUAUUAGUAGAGUGAUUAGUAGGGAUUGAAAAACUUUACUUUGUGGACACGGGGUCAAUAAAGGUUUGUAGAGCAUAUUCGAAGAUGCCUCUUGCAGUUGUUUCUGACUCAGUUUAUAUUUUGCGUAGCUUUUUCCACAUUUAAAAGAAAGUAAGGCAAAAAAAAAGCUAUGCAAAAGCUACAUAAUCCUAAACAACUAAAAGUGAGGUUUAAGAAUGUGCUCUAGAAACCUUCUAUUGACAUUGUAGCCAUAAAGUCAAUUAAGAAUGUUUGUUAAUUACUACUAAUCAAUAUAUAAGAACAAAAUAUGCUAGAUACUUCUCUGGCAUGUGAAUAACAUACAGUUGGUUUCAUCAGCACUGAAAGCAUCGUUUUUAUUUUAAACUUUCUCCAUGUUAACUGAGACACCCUAUGUAUUGCUCUGGGGUGCCAAAAAGUUUCAUUAUUUACAGGAAUAGUUGCGAUAGGCCCUUCCUCCCAACUCAAAAUGAUGCUGGUGGUCGUUGUAGUAAUGUUAAAUGCUUGACUACAUUAAUUUUGCACUAUAAGCACAGAGUAGUACAGUCCUUUCUCUUCCUGUUCUGCCCGUUAAGGUGAAGGCGAAUUGAUCAUUUGUAUUCCACCCAUUCUCCCAAGGCCACCGCACCAUUCCCAUUUUAUUCCGGGUGUUUCAAAAUGCAGAGUCAUUCUGAAUCAGUUCUAAACUAGGCAACACUCGUACAGAUACUGAAUAAAAUAGGUCAUGUAUGAUCAUUGCAGUUUUACUGAGAGACUUUCUUUUUUUUUUUUUUUUUUUUUAAGCGUGCUACAAAGUACAGUCGGCGUCAAAAGAUUACGUGCCCCGGGAUCUGAGAAAUAUAUUUUCGCAGCUUGGACAGGCACCUAGGUAUUCAAAUUUGGCGCCGGUAUUAUACUACGUGUACUAAAACAACGUGCGUUGUGCGGUUUCCCUUGCCACACUCGCAUACUGCUCGGAAAUGAGCGUUUUCUCAGAUCCGCACUGUCCGUAGAUUCUUGCUUCGAUUGCACUUAAAAUUAAGCGUUUUCUCAGAUCCGCACUGUCCGUAAACUUGCUUCGAUUGCACUUAAAGAUACAUUAGGGUUUGGUAGGAUGUCCUACUCUAGCUGUGACCUCAGCGUGCAUUCAUGCAGUACUGUGUUUUCUGCCUACCGCGCCGUGUGCCCCUCAGUGUCGCAAUUUAGAAACAAACGUUGGUCCGAGCGGAAAUGAAUAAAAGUGACGAUGAAGAAGAAGAGGGCUCGUGCGCUGCUGCGGGUGCAGGUGGAACGCGAACGGCCUGCACCAUAACUUGGGUUGUAACACACGAGUGAGGGUCUCCCACUCUCGAUGGAUGUGCUGAGAGCCGUCUCGUCCAUCCACUGCCACAAAAACCAGAACGACGAGGCAGCUGACGUGGACUUGAGCGCUCGCCGGCGUCUCAUCUGCGCCAGCAUUCUCUGCCUCACCUUCAUGCUCUUCGAGCUCGUCGGUGGCAUUUUGGCGAACAGCCUGGCGAUAGCGACGGAUGCGGCGCACCUCUUAACAGACUUCGCCAGCUUCAUGAUAAGCCUGUUCUCCCUUUGGAUGGGUGCCAGGCCUGCCACGAAACGCCUCAGUUUUGGCUGGUACCGUGCAGAGGUGAUCGGCGCGCUGACAUCUGUGAUUAUGAUCUGGGCCGUCACCGGCGUGCUGGUCUACAUGGCGAUCCAGAGGAUGAUCAGCAAGGAGUACAACAUCGACGCCACCAUCAUGCUUAUCUCCGCCUCCGUCGGCGUCGUGGUCAACAUAAUCAUGGGCCUGGCGCUGCAGAUCCACCCGGCGAGCCCGCUGGGCCACAGCCACGGGUCCGAGGAGUCGGCGCGCCGCUUCGAGCUGCUCUCGACCGAGCCGUUCGUACCGCACGGUGGCACCGCCAGCGAGAUGGACUCGUCGCGACAGUGCAGCCGCGUCGACAUCUUCCGCAGCGUCGGCUCCCGCGUAGCGCUCGGCACAGGCAGCCUGCAAGCAAUGGGUCCACAGCACGUACCCGAGGUCGGCCCCAGCGGUCACAGCGCCAGCGCGCCGUCCAUGUCGUCGCCGCCGUACAAUCCGUCCGGCCCGGAAACGCUGUCGGCGCACCACACCGAGGGCCCCGAUGCCGUCGGCACCGAGGCCGUGACGCCGCACGAAGACGCGACCGAACAACGGGGCGCGCAGUCGGGCGUAGUGGGGCCACCGGGAAGUCAACGGGUAAUGUCGACAAGCUCGGAAGACAGCGGCGCGUCAGACUUCGCAGCAAUUCGCUCCGGGGCAAAACGCCAUCGCGCUAGCAUUGCAAGUGCCAGCGGAAACGUCUCGGACAGCGCCGGGGGCGCACCAAGAACUGCCGCAGCUGCUGCGCCCGUCGAUGAACAGUCCGGAGUCUCCCAGCACGAUCCGGGAACGUCGACGGAUGGUCAAGCUAGGACGUCGGACAGCCGUCACACAAGCGCCGCGAGCCUGGUGCAGACGCCGCCUCAGCAACCAACGGGCGCGGGCACCGCGCCGGCACCCGAUGCCGGCAGCCUCACCGCGAGCCCCGACCCGCCGCCGCGAAGCAGCAAGGAGAGUCGCGGCGUGAUGAACAUCAACGUGCGCGCCGCCUUCAUCCACGUGCUGGGCGACCUGAUCCAGAGCGUGGGCGUGCUGAUCGCGGCCAUCGUCAUCUACUUCUGCCCGAGCUGCGGCGUCGUGGAUCCGGUGUGUACGCUCAUGUUCUCGGUCAUCGUUCUGGUCACCACGCUGACUAUCCUGCGCGAGGCGCUCAACGUGCUCAUGGAGGGCAUCCCGCACAGCGUCGACUACCACCAGGUCAAGCGGCUCCUGCUCUCCGUCGACGGCGUGGCGCGCGUGCACGAUCUGCACAUUUGGGCGCUGAGCCUCGACAAGCUCGCCGUAUCGGCGCACGUCGUGCUCGUUCCUGGUGCGGAUGCCAUGUCCGUGCGGCGCAGUGCCUCCAGGACGAUUCGCCGCAACUUCGACGUCUUCAAGCUCACUCUGCAGAUGGAAGAGUUUGAAGAAGGCAUCCGCCAACACUGUCGCCGCUGCAGCGAGCCCAGCUGAGAUGCAUGGCACGUGGUUUUGAGCCUGGUGUCGUUCUGCGCUGCCACCACAUAACGCUCAUUUGAGCUGUUAUAUUUUACUUCAAUUACUUCUGUUUACAAGUACAAAUGCGUUUUCAGGGACAGGUUAAUUGUGUUUCAACUGUAAAUGACGAUCAUUCUCUUUGGACAAAAUAUAUAUUCGAAACGUAUGGUGCUGGCCGGGCAUGACCUGUUUCUGACUGUAGGUACUGAAUCUGGCACCUCUGAUGGCAUUUCAGUCGUGGCUCUGCAUACAAUGCAUAACCAAACAAUUUGCACAUAAUAAGCAUUGCAUUAAAUUUUUCAUGCAAGAAUAGCUAUGAACACGUUGGCUCGUAAGUAUGGCAUGUAUAAUUAUAAAGACAGCCUCGUGCGGCUUUGCCACUCACGAGUACCUGAAUAAAGCAGACAACAACAAAAGCAUGCUUGUUGCCUGUCAAACAACUUCGUUGAGGAAAUGGCACAUUUCAAAGGCAGAUUUGCUCCUGCUGUGCAUAAAAUACUGCAAACAUUUCACCCAACUAAAACGUUAAAGUGC
Dermacentor silvarum is the source of this 4106-nucleotide messenger RNA. Its product is annotated as zinc transporter 2-like. Lineage: Eukaryota; Metazoa; Arthropoda; Arachnida; Ixodida; Ixodidae. Gene Ontology annotation, molecular function: zinc ion transmembrane transporter activity. The record is from RefSeq and is a predicted model, not a curated record. Gene Ontology annotation, biological process: zinc ion transmembrane transport; response to zinc ion. Gene Ontology annotation, cellular component: plasma membrane.